Lucilia sericata (common green bottle fly) is the source of this 600-nucleotide messenger RNA. It is a transcript of the gene Rpp21, whose product is annotated as ribonuclease P protein subunit rpr2. The coding region runs from base 86 to 592 and encodes 168 amino acids. The record is from RefSeq and is a predicted model, not a curated record. Gene Ontology annotation, biological process: tRNA processing. The transcript is spliced from 2 exons. Gene Ontology annotation, cellular component: nucleolar ribonuclease P complex. Lineage: Eukaryota; Metazoa; Arthropoda; Insecta; Diptera; Calliphoridae.
AAACAACUUUUUACACGUGAAUUGUUUUGUUUAUAUUUAAAAAACAUUUAAUUUACUAAUAAAAACUAUUUAAUUUUAAAGUAAAAUGUCUCAAACUAAAACAAAACAUCAUUUUCAAGGAAAAGAAUGUUUUAGUCGCAUGAAUUUCUUAUAUCAAGCUUCCCUGCUAAUGGCUGGCAAAAAUAAUGCACUCUCCUCCUACUAUGGGGAACUUUGUAAGAAUGUGGGCAAAAAGGCGGUACUAAGAAUAGAUCCCACUGUUAAACGUGACUUAUGCAAACGCUGCUCUUUGGCACAAAAGCCAGGUAUUACCAGCGAUUUGAAUGUUAAAAGUCUGCGCAAGAAAAGAAGAAAGCCUAAAGAUGUGGAACAUUUAGAUCAGGAUUGUCAAAUGCAAAUGGCUUGUAAAUUAUGUGGUUAUCAAAGAAAUUUUAAUGUUAAGACAGAAUAUAAAUUUUGGUUAGAGAAUCCUGAAUCUGUGGCAGAAGUUUGCAAUAUUAAGACUGAGGAAAAGCAGAAUAACAAUAUUAAAGUAUCUAAUGAUAAGGUUAUUAAAAUAACAAAGACUGAUAAGAAUAAAGAUAAAGAUUAAACAUGAAA